Daphnia carinata is the source of this 1311-nucleotide messenger RNA. RefSeq names its product apoptosis-inducing factor 1, mitochondrial-like. Bases 1 to 1311 code for a protein of 436 amino acids. Gene Ontology annotation, molecular function: FAD binding; NAD(P)H oxidase H2O2-forming activity; protein dimerization activity. Lineage: Eukaryota; Metazoa; Arthropoda; Branchiopoda; Diplostraca; Daphniidae. The record is from RefSeq and is a predicted model, not a curated record. Gene Ontology annotation, biological process: apoptotic process; mitochondrial respiratory chain complex assembly. The transcript is spliced from 7 exons. Gene Ontology annotation, cellular component: mitochondrion; cytoplasm.
AUGGACAUAGAGCUUGGAGCAGAGGUGAUGAUGGAGGCAACGGAGGAGAUGUCAGUUAGCUGUACGAUGAUAACCGGGGUAGCUGAGCAGCUGAACAGCUGUCCAUCGUCGGUAGCAAAUCUGAGGUUCGAAGAGGAACUAUCGGAGGAUGAAAAAACCAGUCUAGGGUCUCUAAUCAAACGGCGAUGGAGAUGCUAUCCUGGUAGCGACGGGCAGAUCGGCAUCACCGAUCAGGCGGAACACGUGAUCGACCCCGGCGACGCACAACCAGUCCGAUCCGCACAAUAUCGCGUUUCAAGGUAUGACAGGGACAUAAUUGUCGACGAGGUGGCCGAAAUGCUCAGAGGAGGAAUUGUCUGGACCUCGUCAAGCCCUUUGGCAGCGCCAGUAGUUUUGGUAAGCAAAAAAGAUGGGACCGGUACUUCUUCAUUUGCCGCCUUCCGUGCCAUAAAAUCCCGUGACCCUAAAGCAAAGGUCUUAGUCAUUGGUGAAGAAAACCACUUGCCUUACAUGAGGCCACCACUAUCGAAAGAACUGUGGUUCAGUGACGAUCCCGAAGUGUCAAACAAACUAAAGUUUAAGCAGUGGAACGGAAAAGAGUGUGGCAAACCGAAAUCGUUGCCAUCGCUGAGCAGUGCCCCGGAAAAUGUCCAGGUGUACGUAACACUAUUCCGCAAUAUUGAUGACUUCAGGCGACUCGAAUCCAUCUCUCGCCAAGUCAAAUCCAACACGAUCAUCGGUGGUGGAUUCCUCGGCAGUGAACUUCCCUGCGCUCUUGCAAGAAGAGCCAAAACAAGUGGACUGGAAGUACUUCAAGUCUUUCCUGAAGACGGUAACAUGGGCAAAGUUCUCCCGAAAUAUUUGAGCCGAUGGACGACCGAGAAGGUGAUGGGUGAAGGUGUUCAGGUUUUACCCAAGACGCACGUUCAGGGAGCAACCAUGGAAGAUGAUUAUGUCGUUUUGACCUUGCAGGAUGGACAAAAGUUUAAAACAGACCAUGUUGUUGUUGCUGUCGGUCUGGAUGCUAACACGGAUUUGGCUAUCGCCUCUGGUUUGGAAAUUGACCCCAAUUUCGGCGGUUACAGAGUCGAUGCUGAACUUGAAGCCCGUUCUAACGUCUGGGUGGCUGGUGAUGCUGCCUGCUUUUACGAUAUCAAACUGGGUCGUCAUCGUGUUGAACAUCAUGAUCAAGCUAUCUUGUCUGGUCGUUUAGCGGGAGAAAACAUGACCGGCGCUGGCAAACCCUACUGGCACCAUUCCAUGUUUUGGUCAGACUUGGGACCUCCCCACAUAGCACCGGGCUGUCGUUAA